AUGUGUCCUAGAAUAGGACGUAUUAGAGUUUUGAUUGGUGUUCAUUACAAGAUUCGCGACCAUGUCCAAGUGUGUCUUCGACGCGGGCCCCCACACGCGACGCAGCGGCGGCCAGAGAUCGUGACCACAACGGCGAGCGCGGAGCGCGGUUCCUGCACACCUCCGUGCACGCAUCCAAGGGACCGGCAGCAGGACGUCUCGCGCAUCCGCCGUGGAUGGGGCACGCCCAGCGUGCGCGGCUGCAGGAAGCUGCCCAUCGACGCGAAGACGGUGCGUGUGCUCACGAUGAGCAGCGCUGGGGUUGUACUACAGGAGGGCAUCGGCAAGAGUGGCGUGUCGGGCGAGAUGGUCAAGAGCGAGCAGGAGCUGGAGAAGGCUAUCCUGUAA
Phytophthora sojae is the source of this 387-nucleotide messenger RNA. RefSeq lists its product as hypothetical. The transcript has a single exon. The record is from RefSeq and is a predicted model, not a curated record. The coding region runs from base 1 to 387 and encodes 128 amino acids. Lineage: Eukaryota; Oomycota; Peronosporomycetes; Peronosporales; Peronosporaceae.